CAUGGCCUGUGGCUGCUCACUGCCGACCCUGAUUCGGAGCAGUGAACUACUCUCUGCAUCUUGUAUUGAAUGGAAACUGCUGAGUUCUAUUACGUUUAUUACUUAGCCCAGGAUUAUCUGCAGUAUGUGCUCCAGGAAUCACACCUCGGACCAGCCCAGACCAGGGUUGCCCAUGUCCUGCGAACCAUGGCAUCUUCCCUGCAAGACCAAACCGAGGAGGCUCUCAGGCCACUCCUGGACAGGAUUGACAUCACCUCAGUAGCUGUUGCCAAGAGAAUUUUCAAUGGAGUCAUGGAUGAAAAGUUUGCUGAUGGAAAUACUAACUGGGGACGAAUUAUGACCAUAUUUACAUUUGGAGGUCUUCUCACCAAGAAGCUUCAAGAGCAUGGGGUUCAGCUGACUGCAGAGGAGAAGGAGGAGAUCUCUUAUUUCAUCACAGAGUACAUCAUCAACAACAAAUCCGAAUGGAUUGAUGCAAAUGGUGGCUGGGAAAAUGGCUUCCUAACAAAGUUUGAAAGAAGAUCACUACUGUCCUUCUCCAAAAUUACAGCCCUGUUCAUAGCUGUUGUUUCCUUGUUCAGAGAGUACUACUGAAGUAAAAGGAUCUGCCAUUCAUGUGUAGAUAUUGCCACAA
Ficedula albicollis (Collared flycatcher) is the source of this 634-nucleotide messenger RNA. It is a transcript of the gene BCL2A1, whose product is annotated as BCL2 related protein A1. Bases 70 to 594 code for a protein of 174 amino acids. The record is from RefSeq and is a predicted model, not a curated record. Gene Ontology annotation, molecular function: protein homodimerization activity; channel activity; protein heterodimerization activity. Gene Ontology annotation, biological process: mitochondrial fusion; extrinsic apoptotic signaling pathway in absence of ligand; intrinsic apoptotic signaling pathway in response to DNA damage. NCBI's taxonomy places the organism in Eukaryota, Metazoa, Chordata, Aves, Passeriformes, Muscicapidae. The transcript is spliced from 2 exons. Gene Ontology annotation, cellular component: mitochondrial outer membrane.